Dictyostelium discoideum AX4 is the source of this 240-nucleotide messenger RNA. RefSeq lists its product as hypothetical. Lineage: Eukaryota; Evosea; Eumycetozoa; Dictyosteliales; Dictyosteliaceae. The record is from RefSeq and is a predicted model, not a curated record. The coding region runs from base 1 to 240 and encodes 79 amino acids. The transcript has 3 exons.
AUGGGUGCAAAGGAACAUUUCAUGCCAUCAGCAAUUCCAUCUUUGGAAAAGAAUGUUAUGAUUAUAUGUGGUAUUUUAGAUUUCUUCUUUUUUGGUGUUGGUACAAUUAUUUUAGGUGCUCUCGAUGACUGUAAUGUUUGGUGUGUUCUCAUUGGUGUUUUACAAUUAUGUUUACCAUUCGUUGGUUGGUUCUGGUCCAUCAUUUGGGGUGUUUUAAUUCUCUUAAAAGCAUUAGCUUAA